Molecule: messenger RNA, 3795 nt
Organism: Pomacea canaliculata
Lineage: Eukaryota; Metazoa; Mollusca; Gastropoda; Architaenioglossa; Ampullariidae
Exons: 7
Coding region: 923-1618 (231 amino acids)
Source: RefSeq, a predicted model, not a curated record
AAAUGUCAUUAGUCGAGAGCAAACCCAAACCAGUAGGCUUAUUAUGUACUUUGUGCGUCUAAAAGCACACAAAUGCAAAAAGAUUGCUCGUUUCAAUUAUAAUUGAUGAGUGAUGUCUGUUCGUUGCAUAGCUAUAACUUACAGUUGAGAUUGUUGUUUUACUGCCAUAUGGAUAAAGAGAUUGUUGCAUUAGCUCGCCGUUGCAUCCACAAAACAGAAACAUAACAACUUUGGAGGCGGCCAUAAUUUACAUAUGCAUUGAAUGUAUCGCUAUUUGCAUGUGCACCAUACUGAUUAUAUUUCACAUGUGCAACUCAAUUUUGUUAAUAUCCUUUUCUGGCUGUGUGAAAUAAUAGACAAUAGUAUUGCAGAUCUAACAAGAAAUCACUUGAAAAUAGACAAAAUUACAUGAUUUCUAACAAUAAUAGGAUUUAUAUAGCAGAUUUCCUCAUAUGAAAGCAAGCUCAGUGUUCUUUACAAGGGGUAGUAGGUAAAGAUGCUGCAUAACAGUGAGGCACAAUCAGGCACAUGCACAGGAAUAUGGAGAUAGGAGUAAGAUGGAGAAAGGAACAGUCAGGAUAGACUGAUUAUAGUAGGUAUUUCUGAACAAAAUAGAUUUCAAGUUCAGACUGGAAAGGAUGUAGCUUCCCCAAUGUACAGAGGUAGGGCUUUCCAAGUACUGGAACCAAAGAAAGAGAAUGAACCUCUCCAGUCUGAUAUAUAGGACAGUAAGAAAACUAGCAUGAGCAGAGUGAACAGAGUGCCAGGCUGGUAGGGUGACACAGUCUUAGAUAAAUUGGAACCAGGCCAUGAACAACAUGAUAGAAAAGUAUGGCAAUUUUGAAUUUGAUGCAAGCCCGACAGCAAGUUCAGAUCUUGCAGAAGUGAUGUGGCAUGAUCAACCUUCUGCUUGUGAAAUACAAUGCAAGCAGCACUGUCUGAGUUCACUGGAGUUUGUCAACUUUCCAGAGAGUUGAAUGCAAAAAUGGGAUAUGUGAAUAUCAAGGAACAUAGCAAUGAAAAGCUCUGCUUGAGCAGGGAACCAAACAUCUGGUCAUGGAGUGUGCUUAUUGGUGCUAUUGGUGUAGGGCUGGGUGCAGCAGUCUAUGGAACAGAUUCUCUUUUGUGGAAGAUAGUUUACAUAGCUGGUGGUCUGUAUGCUGGAAUUCUUUGGAUGGAAGGCUGGGAAGAGUGUGUACUGGAUAAAAGAACUGCUGAAAUGAAAGUGAAAAGAGAAAAUUUAUUUCAAAAGUUAGUGCCAGGAUUUCCAGAACAAAAAAUUAUUGUGGUAAAUCUAGAUGAUAUUGUUGGUGUUCGUGUAGAUGAAGAAGAGGUGCGAUAUUUUGGAAAAAGUCACAUCGUUGUCUUCAUUCUCAGCAAUGGCAUCACUAUAGGUGUAACAGAGUCUUACACUUUUGGCAGCAGCAGGGAACAUUAUCAAGUUGCUGAUACUUUGCGCACAUUUCUGGAACUGGAUCAGCCAAGUCAUCAAGUACAAGAUACAGAUGACUACCUUGGUGAUGGGUCAUCUUCAGAGGAUAGCUUUGAGCAAGUGGAUCAUGGCGAUCUGGAGUCUUGUCCAGAACAAGCCACACCCAGUGAUUUAGCAACACAGUAGAGUAGCCCUUACCUUUGUUAUCAUGCAGCUCCAUACCUGAUACCAUUGUUCGAUGCACACAGCUAUUCCUGCAAGAUUUGCUGUAGAACCACCUUAGCGGAAGCCAUUCCUUUUUUUCUGUGUACAGCAGAGGCAGCUCAAACUUGAUUUGUCUAAAGUAAGAAUACCUGUCUCCUAAUUCAUUUUUUAACAACGUUGUGAUAAACAUUUGCAGCUGAGAAACUUUGUGUAAUUUCUUUUGCAUAUUUGACCAUAUACUAGUCUGUACAGCAAUUUUACAGCUUUGUACUUGAAUACAAGUUCUUUGCUUUAGACCUGUGCUAAAUAUGUGUGGAUAUUUCACCUCUUGACCAGUUCUGUACAUUUGAAAGAUGUUUUCACAACUUUUACAAUAUCAGUAUCAUGAGUACAUUUAUGUGUGCAUUUUCAUGUGGUUUAUUGGGCAUUCAUUUUCACAAAAUCUUGAGAAAUGUUCAAAGCAGUUGAAAUGAUUGUUUUAGCCUUUUCAAUCUUCAGAACUUAAGUAAUAGGAGUUGUACAUGGUAACUUAUAAAGGGCUUCUUUUAAACAAUCAUAAAAGUAAGGUUUGUUGCAGACAAAAUCUUGAGAAAUGUUCAAAGCAGUUGAAAUGAUUGUUUUAGCCUUUUCAAUCUUCAGAACUUAAGUAAUAGGAGUUGUACAUGGUAACUUAUAAAGGGCUUCUUUUAAACAGUCAUAAAAGUAAGGUUUGUUGCAGACUGGUAAAAAUGAGACAUAGUUAUGUUAAAGAUUUGUUUAUAUAUCUUAGGACUUUUAGCUUGUGGAAAACAUUUAGAGAACUUAUUUAAAUGUUUUAAUUUCUUGGUCCUUUAUCACAGGUUAUAUUUUUCACUUACUUCACCUUGCUGAAACAAAUUCUUUUAGGAUUCCUCGAAGUUUAAAUUUUUCAAGUUCGUUUUGUGUGUUGCAGUUUUGAGUCACAAAAUAGCUGUUUAUAAUGGAUUCAUGUUUAAUAUGCAUUUGUGUAAAUUCAUGCCUCCCCUUUAAUAAGGGAUUUUAAAAAAUGUAAGCCUACUUGCCCUUUAGCUAGCACUUGUCAUAAAGGCUGGUGGCCAUUUUACAGCCAUAUACCCAAAAAUAUUUUGGAAGUACUAUCAAAUAUUUUGAGUUAUGAAGUAUGGUAUUUUUCUUUCAACAUAGGCUUUGCAAGGAAUAUAAGCUUGACGUUUUGGUACAAUGAUUUUCAUUUUUGUUUAUUAAUGAUCGUAGGUUGCAUUUAGUUCCAUUUGAGUAGGUGAGGGUCAUAGGUUGUUCCAUCAGCUAAAACAGCUGUGUCAAGAUAAAGUGUCUUUCAUGGUGAAAAUCUUUUUAAUGAGGCAUUUAUGGUAUUAUGACAUAAAAUAUGCAUAUUUCUUGUUUUGAGAUAGCAUGUUUCAUCCUUGUUUUCUUCCCUGUUCACAUUUGUUACCUUUUAAUUUACACCAUCUUACAUGAGAAUCUCAGAUUACCAGUCAUGAACAUCAUAUAUUGAUACAUUACAAUACAGUUGCAUCUGUUUUUCUGUUUAGACAGUCUGUUAUGGAAUGCUUCAAUAGUGAGAUAAUCCUGAAAAAGUUCUUUUUCAAAAUCUGAUGGAACUGUAUAGAUGAGAGGAAACAAUUGCACAAAAUAAACAUUUUCACUGAUGUUGCACAUGAGUAAUUUUAUCUCAACUAAUGCUUAUGCAGCAGUUUCUAAUGGUUCCUCAUAACCAUCUUUUAUUUUCAAAAGUAUAUUCUACCUUUAUGCCAUUUCUAUUUUUAAAAGUUCAUUUGACAUUGUUCAGUUUUAGAGUUUAGAGUUCAACAUGAAAUGGAUUAUGUAUAUAUGAUGGAUGAAAAAUAGUUGAAAUAAAGUGUACCCUCAGUAAUUUCGACCCUUAUACUUGGUGGCAUCCUUGUGCACAGAUUUUCACUAAUACUGCAUUAUCUGAUAUGUAAAUAUAUUAGUUCAGCAUUUUUAGAAAGAUUUGUGUUUAUUACAAAAUUUCUUGUAAUAUUUCCAGAAAACUAUGGAAGGUUUGUUUUGCUAAGUGAUUACUGUAAAAACUUUUUUUUAACAAGGAAAAUGGAUGUUUUAUCGCAAAGAAAGCUAUUCAUUGUUCAGAAAUUUUGUCUUGUAUAGUCAGUGAUAAUGAUAAAAUAAAAAUAUAAAAGUAA